Molecule: messenger RNA, 6112 nt
Organism: Vombatus ursinus (common wombat)
Lineage: Eukaryota; Metazoa; Chordata; Mammalia; Diprotodontia; Vombatidae
Gene: MARCHF8
Product: membrane associated ring-CH-type finger 8
Exons: 9
Coding region: 310-2016 (568 amino acids)
Biological process (GO): immune response; antigen processing and presentation of peptide antigen via MHC class II; protein polyubiquitination
Cellular component (GO): lysosome; late endosome membrane; cytoplasm
Molecular function (GO): zinc ion binding; MHC protein binding; ubiquitin protein ligase activity
Source: RefSeq, a predicted model, not a curated record
UCGUCCCCGGCGUCCGUCAUGAGGGACCGGAGUUCCUGGAGCCGGAACCGAAGCCGGAGCCGGCGGGGAGCGCGUUCGCCCGGGACUCGGAGGCAUUCAGGAGCCACAGAUGCUGCAGGGGAAUAAAUGUGAUCAGUCCAGAAGAUUUAUUUUGGCUCUAGUUUGAAGGAUGGAUUGGAGAAGGGAAGAGACUGCUGGUAGGGAGACCUACCACAAGGCUUCAGGGAAGAGCUUCAGGUCCAUGACACAAAAUGACCCUCACAGUGAAGAUUCUCGUCCUUAAACAAGAAGACCAAACCGGAGGUUGUGAUGAACAUGCCACUGAGUCAGAUCUCUGUCAUUCCAGCUCGAGAUGCUACCUCUACCAGGGUCUCCAGGAGUAAGACCAAAGAAAAAGAUAGGGAAGAGCAGAAUGAGAAGACUUUGAGGCAUUCCAUGAGUAGUUCAAGUCACAUUUCUAAGGCUGGAAGUCCAACAUGCGCGUCAGCUCCCCAUGGCUUCUCUCGCACGUCUGUUACCCCAUCUAACCAAGACAUCUGCAGUUCCAGUGCAGUGUUUUCUGAAUGUUGUCAUCACAGUCCCGUGCAGUCAGCUGUUGUCUUGAAAUCUGCUCUCUGCCCGAGUUCUCUGACACAAGGGGUCACUGUGACAGUGAUCUGUAAAGACACAUUACAGGCCUCAAAGAAAAACUCCUAUGGUCCAGAAUGGAUCCAGGCCUUUAAGCCUCCUAAGAAUACCAAAGCCAGAAGAACUCUCAAGUUCUCCAAGUCCCUCAAUGAUGUGGUCGAGAAGGCCCAGAAUAAUAUGGAGAAUUUUGACUGUGUAGAAAGAACUUAUUCUGAAGGAAAAUUAGCACCACCUCAAGACCAGUGCCUCAGGAUGAACAAAUUUCACCAUAAGGAAAAACAGAUUCUCAAUCUGAAGCCUCUUGUAUUUGGCAAUUAUAAACACUCACAUGUUCCAUCAUUUUCUGCGAAUCAUGCAAGCACCUUUGGAAUAGGAGCCAACCAAGGGAGUUUCAACAUCCCAUCCCUUGAAGAGAAAGCAGAUAAUGAGGCAGCCUUGAAAAGCAAACGAUUGCUCUGUUACCUCUUUUCCUUCUCUCACAGUUCAAGCACCAGCAGUUUGCACAAGUUCCAUGAGCUGGAAAGCUGCUCUGCUGGCUUGCUGGCAGCUAAAUCUUCCAGUGUGUUGGUGGGGAGCACGGGCUUCUGCUCAGAUGAUAUGGGGGAUGAUGAUGUCUUUGAGGACAGUGUAUCCUCCAAGCUGAAAAACAAGGAGAUACGGGCACCCCUCUGCUCCACUGAGAAAGAUAGUGACCUGGAUUGCCCUUCUCCCCUGUCUGAAAAGUUUACCCCCUUAUCCCCUGUGUCAGCAUCAGGAGACACAUGCAGGAUAUGUCACUGUGAAGGAGAUGAUGAGAAUCCUCUUAUUACACCCUGUCACUGCACAGGAAGUCUUCAUUUUGUCCACCAAGCCUGCCUACAACAGUGGAUCAAAAGUUCGGACACACGAUGCUGUGAACUCUGCAAGUACGAGUUUAUAAUGGAGACCAAAUUAAAGCCUUUAAGAAAAUGGGAAAAAUUGCAGAUGACAUCCAGUGAACGGAGGAAGAUCAUGUGCUCUGUAACAUUCCAUGUCGUUGCAAUCACGUGUGUGGUGUGGUCCCUGUAUGUCCUCAUAGACCGGACUGCUGAGGAGAUUAAGCAGGGGCAGACAACUGGGAUCCUAGAAUGGCCCUUUUGGACUAAACUGGUGGUCGUGGCCAUAGGCUUCACUGGUGGACUGCUCUUUAUGUAUGUACAGUGCAAAGUGUAUGUACAAUUAUGGAAGAGACUUAAGGCUUAUAACAGAGUGAUCUAUGUCCAGAACUGUCCAGAAACAAGUAAAAAGAAUAUCUAUGAAAAACCUGCACUAACAGAGCCAAAUUUCGAAAGUAGAGAUGGGCGGCAUGGGGCCUGUCAUUCUGACACAACAGAGUCUGACGACCGUGGAGCAGAAAUUCUUCAAGUCUGAGAAGGGGCUGUUUAUUUUUUCCCAGACAUUCAUGAAGAGCUGAGAUAACACUGUUUACCACAAACUGUAUACCUUACGAAAAAUAAGCCAACAGCUUAGACUGGGCGGCAGUUGAAUUUUUUAUUACGUUCUGUUUUUCUAAAUCAUCUUCAAUCUAUCUUUUAAUGUGUUAUCAUCGUGGCUUACCUCUUAUGUUGAGUAUCUUAUGGGUAUGCUCUAUGAGAAGGAAUGGGAAAAUGUAGGUGACUGAGGUUACUGAGAGGGAGCCAUUUUGCCGGCUUAUUCAUGGUCAGCCAAGUUGUAAAACCUAAAAGACGCAUAGAAGGAAAGCAAAAUACAGAAUAUCUAUGAGCGGCCACACCAUGAAGCCUGAAUUGGAUUUUCCAAAGAGUCCUUUCUUUCACUUUAACAUCAGAUACCCCUAAGAACACUGGGAAAAAGCCAACUGUCACGCAAAGUCUCCAUUACCCAAGGAGAGCCUGAGAGAGGUGCACUGCAGCCUCUGCCAUUAACAUCUCUCUUGGGUGGUCAGGUUAUGAUCAUGCUUUACAUAUAAAGAUGAGUGACUCACAAAGCAAACAGCACUUUUAAAAAUCUUUAUUUUGUAAUAUGUGUGUCCAAUUGGAUUGAAACUUGAAAGAAUGUCUCAUUUCAAAAAAUAGUCCUUUCAAUACACUUGGCCCUUUCCUAUAGGCCCUACAGACCUUUUUGCCUUAUGAUAUCAAAAAUGUUUGUGAUUUCCAAUACAUCCCCACAGAAUCUUUGUGACCAUAAUGGGAACUAAGCCCUAACAUGGAGCUAUCACAUGAACAAGUUCAUGGAAAUUCAUGGAUGUAAGAUGUUUAUUUGAAAAUUUGAUUUCUAUGGGUUUAAUCUUAUUUUUAUCAAGAUUAUGUAUGACAACUGUACACAUGUACUUUUAGAUUAUCUAGUCUUAGCUACAGAAAUAAAAGUUUAUGUGUUGUUGACCUUACAGGAGGGCAAGGGAGUGAAUGAUCAGAAAUGGGUUGACUUUCUUUUGAUGCUAAUUUGGAUCCAAAUUUCUCCAAUUUGUGCUACUGUGAAGAAUGAAUUUGAAUUAAUAAGUAAAUGUUUUAUCAUGCCUGCAUGUGUGUUUUAGCAGGUACAGGCAGUGAAAAGAGCUUAUGAAAGUUGUAUUGACCUGAUUACUAAGUUUAUAGAAGAGGGAAGUUGGGGACCUCUGUGGGUAUGGUAGAUAAGGUGUUGUGAUGGGUAAGGGAGGAGUCUGGUUCAGUGGCCUCCUCUAGGCCAUUUAUCUAAUAGCUCUUCCCCUGAAAUGGAAAAUAUUGGGAGCAUGAUAUCAGAAUGACUAAUCCUAGCACACAUGGACUGAGCUGGCACCAGGAAGUGACCUGGUUUUUUUUAAUCAAAUUGACUUUAGAUGAAUUGUUUUUAGGUGAAGUGUCCUGCUUGUAUAGGUAAACUAGCAAACUGACCAGGCCUCAGUUUUGGAAAACAACUUCUGUUGUCUCCAUUGAAGAGACAGAAAGCCUAUACUCAGAUGUUACCUUAACCAAAUUGAAUCAAAGAAAACAAUGAAAUAUAUUAUAGCCAGUAGAGUAUCCAGCCUAUUCCUACUUCCUACCCCUCGUGUUUUUUAAAGAGAAAAAAACAUAGUAUGGAGUAAAGUUGGUUGCUUAGAAAACUCCAUUUUGAAAUCCAGCUUUUUAAAAACUUCUCACAUAGCUUGGCUUGAGCAGGGUAGCAGACUAGACAGAAAGAUCCCAGAGAACAGCUUACAUCUUUACAGUACACCAUAAAAACCAUCCCCUAUCCUCUUUGGACCUUCAAUUGGUGAAGAAAUUAUUUUCUUGCCAUCCAAGAGAGCCAGAAGACAGAGGACUUCCGAGUUCCCAGUGUGACCCGCGGUGUUGGUAAGUUUCCCGGCUUCAGUCACAUCACUUUUUGGAUGCUUUCAGCUUCACAAACCUCCAGCUAAUAGGUGUGACCAGAUUUUUUCUGGCCUGGCAAUGGCUGUCUUGGUCCCUCCCAUUUCUUUGUCAUGAAAGCAGGUGAGACCUCCCUGUCUUAUUCCCUUCCUCUUAUUCCAGGUCAGUCAAAAUCUAUGCUUGUGUAGACUGUGUUUAAAAGUGCUCUUACUCCCGCUCCUUCAUCAGGCCUGACCUGUGAACACAGUGAUUCAAAGGUGGUCUGCUCAGGUGUGUGAAAUAACAGAUCUGCCAGGCCUGCAGGCUUUUGAACAACCACCUUUUCCAUAGCCCAGGUAACUUAAUUUCUUUCUACCACUUCUGACAUGAAAUCCUCAGAAAAAAGGGUUAAAAUUGAUGUGACCUGCCUACUCUUAUGUUGGCACAUUCUUAAAGAGUUCAACAAAGUUCUUUAUGUCAUGCCCUGUGGACUUUCUUCCUCUUAAGUCACUUGAGCUAAUGUAUAUAAACUCUGGACAAAAAUCAGACACUCUCUCCAACAAGGCUUCUUAAACUUUUUCCACUUGGAAACCCUAUAUAGAGUUACGACCCCCGUCUGAAGAGUGCUGCUCUAUAGAGCUGGGUGACCCAGGAAAGUAUGGGUGGCUGCCUUAAUCCCACAUUCUCUUGUGUGUGUGACAAGAGCUUUCUUUGUAAAUCUAAUCUUUUAUGUGAGGCAGGGCUGGCAUUGGCAUGGACGAGGUGUGGCAAGAUACCAUCCCAUAUCUUUUCAUAGGUCUAAAACUGUCCUGUGACCUUGAUAUAGGUCCCCCAGAAAAGGACUUUGCCUGUGAAAAAACCACCUCCUACUUAAUUCUACUUCCUUAUUUCUUCCACUGAAAUGAUACACAAAUUACUCUACUUCAUUUUUUUACUGUAAAAGGAGUCUGGUACUGACCAUCCCUAAUCCUGUUACUGGUCGUUGCUACAGUUUGCAAGUGUUCUCAAUCCCCAAAGAAACGUUGACUCACUAUGAUACCCUCUCGUGGAAGCAAAGAUGAAUACUUUCUCAACUUUGCUGGCCGUAAAUGUGUUUUCCUAAUUUUGUUAUAUUGAUUGAUUGGAACUAUUGCUCUCUCCUUACCCUCCCCACCUCACACUGGGCUUUAGUGCUAAGACUGACACACCAGAUGUCUUUCUGUAAAUGAUCCACGAAACCAGGAUCAGCCUGCAGGCAGUAAGUAACAAACCCUUGAAGUUUAUAUUGGGACGUUGGCUGGACUGAGGAGAGCGCCAGAGGACCAGGUUCCGUCGAACCAGCCAGACAGAGCUGUAGUUUGCUUACCAGGCUGCUCCCGGAUCCAGAAAUGGCUUUAAAUGUGUGCGUUUAGCAUUUUUGUGUGUGUCUACCCCUGCUAACGGGUCGUAUGUAUAUUAAGCCAUGUCAUGUGUUAAAAUCCCUUGACUACUUAGCAGAAGCUCUUGUCUUCAGAAAGGUGAAGAGUGAUUGGACAAAAAUGGGGAUCCUAGUCCCUCCCUGCUGUUGAUCCUGGUCCCCACAUGCCCCGUCCCCAGCUUCCUUGGUUUAUCUCUUACAGGUGCUCCCAACAAGGACUGUUGAUUGUUGUAGGCAGCAGAGUCACCAGAGUGCGCCAGUGUAUUUCUCUUCAAAUGUGCUGCCGGUCCCUGGCCCAACCACUUAAUCUACCCCGUGGUGAGAAGACACCUCAUCCUGUCAUCUCGAAGUAUGGUUUCAGAGUUAGGCCCUGCUUUCCAGAUUCUAGCCUCAUGAGGUAGCUCAGCCAGGAAGAAUCUCACUUAAUUUCUACAGUCUGAGAAGUCUUCUGACAUUUUUGGAAUCAGGAGUAGUGGUAGAUGGAGAGGGAAAGGAAAAUCGCCAACAGCCCUUGUUGGAGUCCCAAAUUCUGUUGCCCAGGAAGGUCCAAGAGCAAGUAUGUUUUAUUCUUAUUUAUUUAUUUUUUUGUUGCAUUAUCCCAUAUAGACAAAUGUUUGGCGUAAGUUUCCCCUGUGAAUUUAGUUUGAAAUGCUACUACUACACCUAUGUAGACCAAGGAAGAGCCUGGCCCCCAACAAAAAGCACUCAGCUUCGUUUAGGAAAUAAUUGCUCAUGUUUUACAGCUGAUCUGACAUUUAGGUGCAACAUUUGUAGAUACUUGUAUCCUGUUAAUAAAAUCGAAUUUACACCG